ACAUCAAUUGAGGCCUCAGACGCGAUGCCUCUAUUCGCUCGCAAGCGCGCGAGCUCGCAGCCGCCGCUGCCCCGUGGGCCCCCUCCGAGUUCGUCGUCGGCCGCUAUAGCAGCGAGCGCCGCCUUUCUUAACAAGUCUCCGUCGGCCGCCUCGCUGUCCUCUGCCGCCGCCGCUCAAGCCCUUCGAUCCCUGACUUCGUCGCCGGAACCUGUGGGAUCCAUCCAGACCAAGCGCAUGGUCCGCAGAGGCUCCCAGUCGUCGGUAGCGAGUGGGGCUGUCAUGGGCGGAAACCCUAGANACAGCAUGGUCAGAACGACUAGUAACUCGUCCAUGACCGACCGAACUUUCCGAUCGCCCUCGCCUGGAGGCAGGCAAAGAGCCGUGUCGCCUGCACCCGAUGCGCCUCCAGUCCCUGCCAUUCCCAAGAACGUCAUGAAGUCACAGCGAAGGGCAGCCAGUCUUGACGUGCCCAAUCGUAUCAGCGUGCCCCAGAGCCCCAGUACACCCAGGAGCGCCAAGCGCAACACCAGUGUCGACAGAGCAGGCAGGACGCUCAACUUGCCUACAAUGCCCGAGUUGAAAAGAGAAGACAGCUCCGGUGUAAACUUCUCACGGCCCAUGAGCCCCAGUCGCGCCGUCUCUCCUCCGCCACGUCCAAAUUCGAGCGUCGGCUGGUUCACCUCGCCCAAUGUCAGCAACGGAACUCCUCGUGCAAAUCCCUCGCCUUCGCCCGCCAGACCCCAAUCCGCUCUUGGACUUUCUUCGCCAGCAGCCAGAAAAAUUCAACAAGACGUGCAGAACGCUGCCAAUGCGCCCGUCAAGAAGAACAAGAAGACCGUCACCGAAGGCGCGCGUCUUGCUAACGGUACUAUGAAUACAGCCCCUACCGGUUCUGCUGUGCGUAGCGCACCACAACAACCUGUGCAGACAAAAGCCGCGCUAUCCCAGCCUACCCCAACAGAGACGACGCCCAAAAAGAAGAAGAGAACAACAGUCGUGCCUCCCGUAGAUACCCAGGCCUCUAGAGNNGCUCGUCGCUCGCGCCCCACAGAUGCCUCCAACAGCCCAAGCUCCCCUCGUCCUACAAGCACUCUGCACAAACAACCAUCGAUGGUUCGCGAAGAUCCGGAAGCUGAAGCCACUGCUGAGGUUCAGUCAAAGCCCAAGCCAAAGUCUACUCCGAUCAAGACUCCGGCUUACGUUGCGCCUGGAGGCACACGUCCAAGAGCCGCCAGUCUAGAUGUGCCUAGAGGCUACGGUCAGCGCGCUGGCUCCGCUAGCCCUUCGCGCAAUGUACAUGCGCAUUUCGUCGAGGGCUCGUCACUAGUCACCCCCAUGAGUAUCAGACAUCAGCCUCCUCCUCGAUCUGUCUCGCCAAUGAAGUCGGCUCUUAGACAGUCUCCUGCUUCAUCCGUCAGGAAUAUAUCUCCCAACAUUGCCGCCAAUGGUAGAGCAAAAGCUCCUCCUAGCGAAACAUCCGACACUACCUCUUUGGCUUCCCAGGACGGUGUCAAGCCCGCCAAAGCAAAGAAGAGCGUUCGCAUCAGCGAAGAUGGCAAUGCUGCAGUCUCACCCGCUAUCGAUCCCAACGCACGAAGAGAGCUUUCAGGAUCAUGGGCGACCGACGACAUCAACGAAAUCAUGAAGCCACGAUCAGCGCUCCCAUCUUUCAGCAGCGUCAGGGGUCGCAAGCUUGAGCAGGCCGAGAAGCCUGAAAAGGUCACCGAGACCGUAUCGUCUAGCAUGACCAACAGUGCAAGCACUUUACCAGAUCAUCGCGAAGCUUCAAACGACCAGCUGGUGGGCGCCGUUCUUGCUCAGCACUACGCCCAGAAAGAUCGCAUGUUUGAUGACCAGACGACUCACAUCACAAACGAGCCCCUUCCUCCGCAAGUAACUAGCAAGGAAACGUCAGCCGACAUGUCGGACUCAGCCUAUUCUGAGGACGAGACGGAACCGCAUUCCCAGCCAUCUUCUCAGUCUGAGAACAUGAUUACCAAGGAUGAGACAGUAUUGUCUACCUAUGAGUCCAAGACCUCGGAACACAGUACAGAGGCCCCUGAAGNNAAAAACCCUAUCGAGACUGCUGUGCCAUCCCUUGCUCUGCAGCCCCCCACACCUGGCGCUGAAGAAGAGACUGAAUCUCCGCUUGAAGCUGCAGCUGUGCAGGCUGGUCAGAGACCCACGCUCAAGCAGCGCAAUAGUAUGCCUGGAUCUUGGGAUGGUGAAGAUAUGGAAGAGCACAAUAAGCCUGCCUCCCUCUCGAGGCAAGCUAUCCGUGAUGAAGCUCUCUUGUCCGAGAAUGACUCAAGCGAUGACGAGGCAGCGGUCCUCCAACCCGCUCAAACUACGAUUGAUGAACACUCGCCAGUGCUGCAACCCAUCUAUGAAUCGGAUUCUGAUCUGAGUGACGAUUUCGCAGAUGCUGAAGAAGACUUCCACCAUGGUGGUUUCGCUUCUCUCAAUGCCAUUGUCGAGAGCCCUGUGGUCAAGCCUGCAGCCGUUAUCCCUAGCCCUCCAAUCAGCCCACAAGCUGCACUUCCACCUUCGAGAGCUAUCAUGUCAGAUUCAUCUGUACUAACAGACGAGCAGCUCAUGACGACAGACAAUACUGACUGGAACUCUGCAACUGCGUACUGGAGCAGUUUGAGCAGGACGAAGAAGUUGGAGCUCGAAGCUGAAGCCGAGGCCGCGAUCGCCCCCCCUGUCGUCGAGUCUGCGCCCAAACCUAAAAAGAAGAGGCAGCCUGUCGAUCAGUUGGACAUAACAAAUCCCACUACCUUCGCACCGGCCCUGGUCGCAACCAGAGAUGAUCCGUUUGAGACUGACGAGCAGCAAGAGUCGCGUGCAGCUGCCAUGCGCAAGUCGAUGCGCACAUCUGGCGAGUCAGAGCGUACUUCGAGCGAAACCCAGAUGCGCAAGUCUAUGCGAGGUCCUCCUGCGCCUGCUGCUCCUUCGAACGAGACACAUAUGCGUACGUCUAUGCGUGCCGGUGGAUCAAUGCGCUCCGAGGGUUCUAUGAGAACCUCGAUGCGCGGAGAUUCUGGCGGUAAGCCUGCCUCUAAANAAGUGUCGGCUCCCGUCGCGACUAGCAUUCCUGGAGCAGGUUCGGCCGCUGCAGCAGCAGCCAAGUCGCAGCCUGCACAAAAGCCCACCAAGCCAGUUGUCGCUCCUCUCCCAGCUUACGAUUCAGACUCCGAAUCCAGCUUCAAGAAGAACAAGCGUCGUGGGUCGGUUUCGACUAUAGAUUCGGUUGGCAAGUACACUAUGAAGCGCUCAAUGCGCUCUGGUUCCGUAGAUGCUGGCCCUCCACCAGCUGAACGUGGACGAGCAAUCUCGCCGCCAGCUUCACCCGCAGCCAAAAACGGAAGUGGCAGAUUCAGCCUGCGCUCUCUCUCCCCAACGGGCUCCUUCAUGGGCCGCAAUCAGGGCGAGAAGAUCAGGCAGUCCUUGCGUGGGGCACCUGCAGAUGAUGCGCCCACGAUGCGUGGCAAGAACAGCAGAGCUUCGCGUGAUGCAAAGGCUCAAUCUGGCUUCAGCAUGUCUGGCUUUGGCAAAGGAAAGGCAGCACCUGCACCCACGCCAAAGGCAAAGUCCGGGGGCUUCAGAUCUCGUUUCGCGGACAGUGAUGAUGAAGAUGAUGCUCCUCGAGGCGCAUAUCGCAGCCGUUUCGCUGACUCUGACGAUGAAGAUUCUCCUAUCGGUCCUCCCAAGCAUAUGCCUGCCAAUCUCGCACCAGUCCGCGGUAUUCCCAAGCGUGGAGGCCAAGACUCUGAUUCAACCGAUCUCUCUGACUCUGAAGAUGGGGGUCGCAACGGAAAGAAGAAGACUGCUGGAAGAGCCAGCAACAAGCCCGCUGUACCCAGUCAAUCAGACAUAGAUGCAGCAAUGGAGGCUGCCAGACGUAACGUCGCUGCCAUGAAUGGAGGCCGCGAACCUGGUGUUCCUCAAGCACCUCCAGUGCCAGCAAGCAACACCACAGUGCCAGAAACACCCAUGACACCUACCAGACGCAAGGGUUUCCUCGGCAGCGUACUCCGCAGAAACAGCUCAUCCAUUGUGCCACAGUCACCGGUCGAUUCACAACACCCGCGCAGCCCCACUACAAUGCGCAGUCCCAAACAGCCCAAGCUGCAGAGGCGCACGACACCGCAGAACUGGCCUCUAGCUGCCGCACCCGCAAAUGGCGACGCUAGUAAUGAAUCCAGACCAACGACCAGCGACGGCGUGCCAGCCAUGAAGAAGAGCAUGCGACCAGACCUCAACAGACGCAGCAUGAGCGGCAACGACCUCAACAACAUGGCCAACGGAGGCGCCAUGCAAAGCGCCAGCUCCAAGAAGAAGAAGUUCUCGGGCUUGAGGAAGCUAUUCGGUCUGCACGACUAA
Molecule: messenger RNA, 4386 nt
Organism: Aureobasidium uvarum
Lineage: Eukaryota; Fungi; Ascomycota; Dothideomycetes; Dothideales; Saccotheciaceae
Source: the annotation of a GenBank genome assembly